AUGCAAUGUAUACAAAGACAACGUAAAAGGAGUAGGUCCGAAACGUUAGUUCACGAAGCUCAUAGCAAGAGAGCAAUCCGUCACAACGCCAGUCUUCUUGGCAUGGAGGGAGAUCCAGACCUCAAGUUUCUACUGACUGGUGGGGACCUCCUCAAAGUUCGCUCUCGCUCAUGGAAGAAGACACGAUUUUACAAGCUACAGGAGGACUGCAAGACUAUGUGGCAUGAAUCACAGAAGAAACUGAGGUCCGCAAAGAACUUCACCCUUGAAGACAUUGCUGCAGUACGAGCUGGCAGGCAAACCGAAGGCCUGAGAAAGUACACAGAUGAAGCUGUGGAAGGCAGAGCCUUCUCCAUUUUGUUUAAGGGCCGUCGUAAGAAUCUGGACCUGAUUGCAAGCUCAGAGGAAGAAGCUAAGCUUUGGGUCUCAAGCCUGGAGAAGGUCAUCGGCAACAUGAACAACCUUAACCGUCAGCAGAAAUCUGAACACUGGAUCUACAAUUGUAUGCUUAAAGCUGACAAAAACCGUGACAACAAGAUGAGUCAUAAAGAGCUGAAGAGUUUCCUUCAUCACAUCAAUAUCGAAGUAGAUGAUGAUUAUGCCAAGAUGCUGUUUGAGAAAUGUGACCAAUCAAAAUGUGGAUACUUGGAUGGAAAGGAAAUAGAGCAUUUCUAUGAAAUCCUGACUCAAAGAGAAGAGAUUGAUGUCAUCUAUGCAGCGUAUGCUAAGACAAAUGGACUGAUGAGCGCUCAAAACCUGCUAGAUUUCCUUCUCAGUGAACAGAGAGAAACAGUGACCCUGAAUGAAGCCAUUAGUAUCAUAGAGAAAUGCGAGCUUGACGAAUCAGCCAAAGAGAAGAAACUGAUGACAAAAGAUGGCUUCCUAAUGUAUCUGCACAAACCAGAGAGCAUGGUCUUUAACCCUGCUCAUAAUAAAGUGUAUCAGGACAUGUCUCAGCCCCUCAAUCAUUAUUUUAUCUCCUCCUCCCAUAACACUUACUUAAUGCAGGAUCAGCUCAAAGGUCCCAGCAGCACCGAGGCCUACAUACGAGCUCUUAUGAAGAGUUGCCGCUGUGUGGAGCUUGACUGCUGGGAUGGAUCAGACAGUGAGCCGGUGAUUUACCACGGCUACACACUCACCUCCAAGAUCCUUUUCAAAGAUGCCAUCAAAGCCAUCAAGGAAUACGCCUUCAAGACAUCUGAGUACCCAGUGAUCUUGUCUCUGGAGAAUCACUGCAGUGUGGAGCAGCAGAAAUUGAUGGCCUAUCACAUGAUCUCUAUCCUGGGCAGUGCAUUGGUCACUAAGCCACUGGGUGACAAGAUGCCAACAUGCUUCCCCUCUCCUGAGGAGCUGAAGGGACGAUUCCUCAUCAAAGGGAAGAGACUGAACAAACUAGAAGCUAUUUUCUCCCCUGAGGCCCAAGGAGAGGGAGAUGAGAGUGUCACAGAGGAGGAGGAGUCCGCUGAUGAGGAGGCUGAGGACAAAAAUGAAGACAAGCCAAAGAAAUCAAAGAAGCUGAAACUGGCAAAGGAACUCUCUGACAUUGUGAUCUACUGCAAAAGUGUUCACUUCCAUGGUUUUGAAGAUGCACAAAAGAGCCUUUCCUUUUACGAAAUGUCCUCCUUCAAAGAGGGCAAAGCCGUGAAACUCGCGGAAGAGUCAGCAAAUGAUUACAUUCGUCACAAUGUGGACAAACUUAGCAGGAUCUAUCCAGCAGGGUUGAGGACAGACUCUUCUAAUUAUAACCCAGUGCCUUUAUGGAAUGGAGGCUGUCAGAUUGUGGCCCUGAACUUUCAGACUCCGUGUUCAGAGAUGGAUUUGAACCAGGGACGGUUCCUGCAGAAUGGUAUGAGUGGGUACAUCCUUAAGCCAGCAUACUUAAGGAAUGCAGAGUCAGAGUUUGACCCCAUCACCCUCACCAGAGGAGAGUGGCUGCAGCACAAAGUGCUUCACAUCAUGGUGAUCUCAGCUCAGCAGCUACCUAAAAUGAAUAAGAAGAAGUCAUCCAUUGUGGACCCCCUGGUUAGAGUGGAGAUAUUCGGUGUGCCAGCAGAUGUGUCAGAGAAAGAAACUGAACACAUUGAGAAUAAUGGGUUCAAUCCCACGUGGAACGAGAACUUCCAGUUUGACGUGUAUGUACCAGAUCUUGCACUGGUGCGCUUUGUGGUGGAGGACCACGACUCCACAUCAGACAAUGAAUUUAUUGGACAGUACACACUCCCCUUCAAGAGUCUGCAGAAUGGGUAUCGCCACGUGCCAUUACUAAACAAGAACGGAGAUAUCCUCCCAGCAGCUGGACUUUUCAUUCACAUCAUGGCCCUGGAUGCUGAAUAA
Messenger RNA from Chanos chanos (milkfish), 2334 nucleotides. RefSeq names its product phospholipase C, delta 1b (gene plcd1b). Gene Ontology annotation, biological process: intracellular signal transduction; lipid metabolic process. The record is from RefSeq and is a predicted model, not a curated record. The transcript has 15 exons. Gene Ontology annotation, molecular function: phosphatidylinositol-4,5-bisphosphate phospholipase C activity; calcium ion binding. Bases 1 to 2334 code for a protein of 777 amino acids. NCBI's taxonomy places the organism in Eukaryota, Metazoa, Chordata, Actinopteri, Gonorynchiformes, Chanidae. Gene Ontology annotation, cellular component: plasma membrane.